Piliocolobus tephrosceles (Ugandan red Colobus) is the source of this 3955-nucleotide messenger RNA. RefSeq names its product Rho guanine nucleotide exchange factor 26 (gene ARHGEF26). Gene Ontology annotation, biological process: activation of GTPase activity. NCBI's taxonomy places the organism in Eukaryota, Metazoa, Chordata, Mammalia, Primates, Cercopithecidae. The record is from RefSeq and is a predicted model, not a curated record. Gene Ontology annotation, molecular function: guanyl-nucleotide exchange factor activity; protein binding. The transcript has 15 exons. Bases 284 to 2893 code for a protein of 869 amino acids.
AGAACGCUGCGCUACUACCCACGCAUCUCACAAAGUCUACUCCGCCGCGCGUUCUCAGUUUCAACAUACCUCCAGGAUUCAGGGCUUCCUAAACUGCAAUUCAGCAAGGCUCCCUUGCUUGUUCUCACGCUAUGCCCCCAGCAACAACGCCGAGCGCCUACACUCCAAUGCCGCCGCAGCUACUAGUCCGCAACUUCCAACCCCAAACGCUGGAGCUCAGAACCCACCUCAGGCAAGACUGACCCGGUGUUGCUCCUACCGGGGCUGACUUCGAGGCCCGGCUAUGGACGGCGAGAGCGAAGUGGAUUUUUCUAGCAACAGCAUAACCCCUUUGUGGCGGAGGCGGUCGAUUCCUCAGCCCCAGCUGCUGGGCCGGAGCAAGCCGAGGCCCCAGUCCUACCAGAGCCCCAACGGGUUGCUAAUUACGGAUUUUCCGGUGGAGGACCGAGGGACGCUCCCCGCAGCGGAGAUUCCCGCCCAGGUGCCCACCGCCUCGGACAGCAGGACAGUACAUAGGAGCCCUCUGCUUCUGGGAGCCCAGCGGAGAGCGGUGGCCAAUGGUGGGACGGCAUCCCCGGAGUAUAGGGCUGCCUCUCCUCGACUUCGACGGCCCAAGUCACCCAAGCUCCCCAAAGCGGUGCCGGGAGGCUCCCCGAAAUCCCCAGCAAAUGGCCCGGUAACCCUGCCUGCGCCGCGGCCGCCGGUUCUGCGCUCCCCGCGGACUCCUAACGCGCCCGCCCCCUGCACCCCAGAAGAGGACUCGACUGGGUUGAAUGCCCUCCCGGUGCCUUCGCCCACUGCAAAUGGCCUUGCCGCUAAUAACGACUCUCCUGGGUCGGGUUCGCAGUCCGGCCAGAAGGCUAAGGACCCCGAACGGGGGCUCUCUCCUGCGCCCCAGAGAAGUUCUUCAGAACAAAAAUUUUCCCUCCAAAGACUGCCCUCCCAGGAGAACGAGCUCCUCGAGAAUCCUUCCGUGGUUUUGAGUACAAACAGCCCCGCCGCCCUCAAAGUGGGGAAGCAGCAGAUCAUUCCGAAGAGUCUGGCCUCGGAAAUUAAAAUAAGUAAAUCCAACAAUCAGAAUGUGGAGCCCCACAAGAGACUCCUCAAGGUGCGCAGCAUGGUGGAGGGCCUAGGAGGACCUCUGGGUCACGCAGGGGAGGAGAGUGAGGUCGAGAACGACGUGGAUAGCCCAGGGUCUCUGCGGAGAGGCUUGCGGUCCACGUCUUAUCGCAGGGCAGUGGUCAGUGGCUUUGAUUUUGACAGUCCUACCAGUUCGAAGAAGAAGAACAGAAUGUCCCAGCCUGUUCUGAAAGCAGUUAUGGAAGACAAGGAGAAGUUUUCCAGUCUGGGAAGGAUAAAGAAAAAAAUGCUGAAAGGACAAGGAACAUUUGAUGGGGAAGAAAAUGCUGUCCUGUAUCAAAACUACAAGGAAAAGGCCCUUGACAUUGAUUCUGAUGAAGAGUCGGAGCCCAAAGAACAGAAGUCAGAUGAAAAAAUUGUGAUUCACCAUAAGCCAUUGAGAUCCACAUGGAGCCAGCUCUCUGCAGUGAAAAGAAAUGGAUUAUCUCAGACAGUAAGCCAAGAAGAAAGAAAGAGACAAGAGGCUAUCUUUGAAGUCAUAUCCUCUGAACAUUCAUAUCUUCUCAGUUUGGAGAUCUUGAUACGAAUGUUUAAAAAUUCUAAAGAACUGAGUGAUACAAUGACUAAAACUGAGAGGCACCAUCUUUUCUCCAAUAUUACAGACGUCUGUGAGGCAAGCAAAAAGUUCUUUAUAGAGUUGGAAGCAAGACAUCAGAAUAAUAUCUUCAUAGAUGAUAUAAGUGACAUUGUGGAAAAACACACAGCAUCCACAUUUGACCCAUAUGUGAAAUACUGCACAAAUGAAGUCUACCAACAAAGAACACUACAAAAAUUGUUAGCUACCAAUCCAUCCUUUAAGGAAGUAUUGUCAAGGAUUGAGUCCCAUGAAGACUGUAGGAACUUACCCAUGAUCUCUUUUCUCAUUCUCCCCAUGCAGAGGGUGACCCGCCUUCCCCUGCUGAUGGAUACUAUCUGUCAAAAAACACCUAAGGACUCUCCGAAGUAUGAAGUCUGCAAAAGAGCCUUGAAGGAAGUAAGCAAGUUGGUUCGACUGUGCAAUGAGGGCGCCCGGAAGAUGGAAAGAACUGAGAUGAUGUACACAAUUAACUCCCAGCUGGAAUUUAAAAUUAAGCCUUUUCCUUUAGUCUCCUCUUCCCGGUGGUUGGUAAAAAGAGGUGAAUUGACAGCCUAUGUAGAAGACACUGUGCUUUUCUCAAGAAGGACAUCCAAACAGCAAGUCUACUUCUUUCUCUUUAAUGACGUGCUCAUUAUCACCAAGAAGAAGAGUGAAGAAAGUUAUAACGUCAAUGAUUAUUCCUUAAGAGAUCAGCUCUUGGUGGAAUCUUGUGACAAUGAAGAGCUUAAUUCUUCUCCAGGGAAGAACAGCUCCACAAUGCUCUAUUCAAGACAGAGCUCUGCCAGUCACCUCUUUACUCUGACAGUCCUUAGUAACCAUGCGAAUGAGAAAGUGGAAAUGCUGCUAGGAGCUGAGACGCAGAGCGAGCGAGCCCGCUGGAUAACUGCCCUGGGACACAGCAGCGGGAAGCCGCCUGCAGACCGAACCUCACUGACGCAGGUGGAAAUCGUUAGGUCAUUUACUGCCAAGCAGCCAGAUGAACUCUCCCUGCAGGUGGCUGACGUCGUCCUCAUCUAUCAACGUGUCAGCGAUGGCUGGUAUGAGGGGGAACGACUGCGAGAUGGAGAAAGAGGAUGGUUUCCUAUGGAAUGUGCCAAGGAGAUAACGUGUCAAGCUACAAUUGAUAAGAAUGUGGAGAGAAUGGGACGCUUGCUAGGACUGGAGACCAACGUGUAGUCUGUUACGUGGUCUUUUGUUACUGCAAGAUUUGCACGACACUUACCGGGCUGGUUGGUUCUGGGCUAGUUUUAUUGUUAAUUUUAUCACAGCCUAUUUAAUUAAAAGAAUGAAAACACUUGCCUUUAAGCUUGCCAGGUUGUUCUGCUCUCUCAUGAGAAGAACUUGGAUACAGUGAGUUUGCACAGCUCAGUUGUUACCUAACCACACACCUGCAGACCUCCUGAGGUACACAGAAUAGCUGAGCAGUUCAGUUCAGGGAUCAGGUCAUCUCUGCUCCUCCUAGUUUCACCAUGUUCUGGCAAUAAAAAGCACAUAUUAUAUCCUGGUUUUCUCCAUCCUUGCUUUACUAAGGUUACUGUCUCUCUUUAAACAUCCUUGUAUGGUUCUCCCACUAUUAGCAAGAUUUUAUAUCUGUAAAGAAUGUCCAGUUUUGUAAAUAUUUCCCUUUUUUUUUUUUUUUCUUUUUUUACAUCUGAUUCUAAUGCUUUGUUAACUUCAAAAGGAACUGGUAGAGUUCAGAAGAUGAGCUGUUCUGUUUUUCUAAACCUCUUCCCAGGAAAGGGACAUUGACACUUGAAUUUUUGUCACCUUUUUCCUCAUUAGAAGGAAAGUAGAAAGCCUUACUUUAGGAUUUUUUUAAAAAAAUCCAUCUCACCCCAUAUUGGUCUUAAAUAAGUAUAGACUAAUUAACCAAAGCUACCUUUAACAAUGUAGAAUUUAGAUGGUUUCACAUAUGUGAGAAAAUCCUGAAUAUAGGACAGGGGUCCUACUUUUUUCCCCCCACCUCUGUCACCCAGGCUAGAGUAUAGUGGUGUGAUCUUGGCCCACUGCAACCUCUGCUUCCUGGGUUCAAGUGAUUCUCCUGCCUCAGCCUCCCAAGUAGCUAGGAAUGUAAGAGUAUGCCACCACGCCCAGCUCAUUUUUUUAUUUUUAGUAGAGACAGGUUUCACCAUGUGGGCCAGGCUGGUCUCUAACUCCUGCCCUCAAGUGAUCCACCCGCCUCAGCCUCCCAAAGUGCUGGGAUUACAGGCGUGAGCCACCAUACCCAACCCACUUUCU